This is a messenger RNA of Capronia epimyces CBS 606.96, 972 nucleotides long. RefSeq lists its product as uncharacterized. The transcript has a single exon. NCBI's taxonomy places the organism in Eukaryota, Fungi, Ascomycota, Eurotiomycetes, Chaetothyriales, Herpotrichiellaceae. The record is from RefSeq and is a predicted model, not a curated record. The coding region runs from base 1 to 972 and encodes 323 amino acids.
AUGUCGAGUACAAAGACCCUCAUCUUGACUGCGACCUACCCUGCCGAUUUCUCACCGCCGAAUUCGAGUCGUCACCACCGACUGCAUCGGCGCAUCAUUUCCGCUCUGCAUAUCGGAGGCUUACUUGCUAGCUUGAUUGCCACUGCACUGUUUUCCGCCGCAAUCCCGAAAUGGAACGCCAACUUCUUUCACAAUACCGGGCCAUCAUCAGGUGACUGGACGGACGGGAUGCCCCUGGGGCCCUUGACCUUUUCAUUCCUCUAUCACGCUAUCGUCCUUAUCCACGCUCGAAUCCGGAGCGUCCGGCACUCGAGCAUGCAGAGCCCGAUGCCCUCACCGUCUCCUCGCUGGAUCUUCGUGCACAUUACGGUUCUCGUCCUGGUGCUGCUUAGCCUCCUUCCCGCCCUAUUCCUUGCUGGAUACGGAGCCCUGUUCCGCGUCUGGCGCCCAGCCAUCCGCACGCAGUCCGGGAUCCUCGUUUGCAACAUGAUGAAUGUGUUCUCGCACGAGUGCGAGCCUGUGCUCUACUACAUUGGAAACCUGCAGAUCGGGGGAAUUGUCUUCGGUGCCUUGGUCGGAGCCGUUCAUUUCAUAUUGUUGCUUGAUGCUCUCCGCGGCCUAAGACGCCAUAUGCUAGUCAAGCAACUCCAGCGUGAGAAGCUCGCCCACUAUGGCGCACAUGAAGGCCGCGCGAGAAGGAAGGGCUCUCGCGGAAGCAGACGCGACCUUCGCACCCGCCACGAAUCAAGUCCUAGGGCCGGAGAGGUUGCAGGUCAGCACGAACACGACCAUCGGCAUCAGCACCAGCCUCAACGUCCACAAGACUAUCCCACACAAAUGGCAGUUGCAAGUCCUGACUCUCUCGGCGGAAGCGGGACCGGACCGCCUCCACAGCAACUGCAGGAUCGGCCUCCCUACUUCAUCCGCCCACCGGAGCAGAGCCGCGCUGGCGUCUCCCGCUGGCAGGGGUGA